AACCUUCUCUUCUUCAUUUCCUUUAAGGGUUCUUAUUUUAUUGCUCUUUUCCAUUCGCUGAGCUUUAUAAGCAAAGUGAAGAAUUGUGAUUCUACUCUAUCCAGCUUUACUGUUGAGAAAGGCGCGACAGAUCAUGAGAGUGACAGAGGAGAGUUGCAUCGGUGGAUCAUCAUCAUCAAGGCCAAUCCAUGUUUAUCUAAGUUUCAAAGGAGAUCAUGAAACUUGCCGAUUCACAGAUAGGCUUUGGGCUGCUCUUGAAAGUGACGAUUUAAACACCUUCUGGGAUGACAAGAAGCUUGACCCAGGUGACUCCAUCAUUCUCCCACCUCACUCUCUUAAACCAAUUCGACAGUCCAACAUUUCAAUUGUUGUCUUCUCCAAAAACUAUGCUUCUUCUAUAUGGUGCCUUGAGGAGCUCUCUGAGAUCGCCGCACGCAUUCAUGAAACCCGAUAUACUGCUUUCCCAAUUUUCUAUGAUGUCCAUCCAUCUGAGGUUCAAAACCAGAGCAACUCUUUUGAAACAGCUUUUGCUGGACAUGAACAAAGGUUCACAGCAAAUUUGCGCAAGCUACACAAUUGGAGGUCAGCAAUGAAACAAGUGGCCGAUCUCUCUGGUUGGUGUGUACCGCUAGAGCCAGAGCCGCAAGUUAUUGAUGACAUCAUCAGGGAGGUCAAGAGAAAAAUGCGUGAAUUAUUUUAUGCUGAUGUAGAUCUAGUAGGGAUGCAAUCUCGAGUGAGAGAAGUAGACGAACUUCUGGAUUUGGGUUCAAAAGAUGACACUAGAGUUGUGGGCAUCUGUGGUAUGGGUGGAGUAGGGAAGUCAACUCUUGCGAGAGUUCUUCAUGACAGGAUCUCUCAUCAUUUUGAUGCUUCUUAUUUGGUACUCAAUGCCUUUGAGUUCGAUAAGGCAUUAAUGCUAAGAAAUCCCAAGAGAACUCUCAUAGUUCUCGAUUGUGUUAAUAUUGAUAUUGUUUUAGGAUUGGUUACUUCGGUAAGAGAAAACCAGUUAGUUGGAGGGAGUAGAAUCAUCAUAACAACUAGAGAUGAAGGAGUGCUUGGAAUGUUUAUGAAGUGUUAUAUUUAUAGGGUUAAACUACUGACCAAGAACGAAGCUCUUCUAUUAUUUUGUAGAAACGCUUUCAAAUGUGAUUUUCCAAUAAGAGGUUAUGAGGAGCAAAUAAAUAGUGUGCUCCAAUAUGCUAAUGGCCUUCCAUUAGCAAUUGUGGUAAUGGGCUCGUUGUUAUAUAAUACAAGAGUCUCAGAAUGGAGAUCUGCUUUGGUUGCUAUCAAAAAGGCUGCUUUCCGUAUUAUCAUGAAUGUCCUCAUAGAAAGUUUUGAUGAUCUGAAUUUUGACGCCAAGCAAAUGUUUCUAGACAUUGCAUGCUUUUUCACUGGGAAAGAGAUUAAAUUUGUGGAAGGAAUUUUGGACAGUACUCAGCCAGUUUUAUAUAGUUAUGGCCAUCGAGGGAAGUACUAUAUGCAAAUUUUCAUCGACAAGUCACUCAUGACCAUUAUAGAUCAAAAGGUACACAUGCAUGGUUUAGUGCAAGAAAUGGGACGAGAAAUUGUUCGGCAUAGAUUCCCUGGUAAGCCAGAAAGGUGGAGCAGAUUAUGGGAUUUUGAUGAUAUUUAUGAUGUUAUGCAAAGUGGCAGAGCUAUCUAUGAAGUUGAAGCAAUAGUCUUGGAGUUAGAAAAUUCACAUGGGAGUACAUUGAGAGUUGAAGUUUUUGCCACAUCAGCGAUUCCCCUGGUUGAGAAACUUGAAUCUUAG
Neltuma alba is the source of this 1771-nucleotide messenger RNA. RefSeq names its product TMV resistance protein N-like. Gene Ontology annotation, biological process: signal transduction; defense response. The record is from RefSeq and is a predicted model, not a curated record. Gene Ontology annotation, molecular function: ADP binding. Bases 134 to 1771 code for a protein of 545 amino acids. The transcript has 4 exons. NCBI's taxonomy places the organism in Eukaryota, Viridiplantae, Streptophyta, Magnoliopsida, Fabales, Fabaceae.